AUGGGACAUUUUCAGAACGACCUGUGUGCGUCUAUGUGGUUCACCUAUCUCCUGGUCUACCUCCACAACGUGCUGGGCUUCCAGAGCACCUACGCAGGUGUGCUGCUGCUCAUAGGACAAAUAGCUGACGGCCUCUGCACGCCUUUGGUUGGAUAUGAAUCCGACAAAACAUUAACUGGCAUCUGUGGAAAAAGAAAAUCCUGGCAUCUACUGGGAACUGUUAGUGUUAUUAUAUCGUUUCCCUUCAUUUUCAACCCCUGCCUGGCCUGCACCGACAGCAGUCCUCAAUGGGCUCAGAUUGUAUACUUCUCCCCCUUCAUCAUCAUCUUCCAGUUCGGAUGGGCAGCCACCCUCUCCCACCUGUCCCUCAUCCCGGAGCUGGUGACCCGGGAGAGCGAAAGGGUGGAGCUCACUGCGUACAGGUAUGCCUUCACUGUGGUGGCCAAUAUCACAGUGUUCACUGUAGCCUGGCUGCUCUUUAGAUUCCAGACUCCACACAGUAUCAGCCCUACCAUCACAGACAAUGUGGGCCCAGUGGACAUCCCUCUGUUCAGGGAUCUGGCCCUCAUUAUGCUGGGCCUUGGGGCUUUAUUCUCUCUGGUUUUUCAUGUGGGCACAAAGGAGGGGACAUUGGCCUCAGAGAGAGAGAAUCUGCUGAUCACACCUGCCCCGUCACAGGAUGCCCCACCUCGUACUGUGUUUCAAUGGAAGAAUUGGCUGAAGGAGCCCUCCUUCUACCAGAUGGCUUUCCUGUACAUGUGCACUCGCCUCAUAGUCAACUUAUCUCAGACCUACAUUUCAAUUUUCAUCACCGACUCACUGAUGUUGCCAAAGAACUUCAUUGCCAUCAUACCUCUGGUGAUGUAUCUCAGCGGCUUUGUUUGCUCAUUGGUCAUGAAACCAAUCAGCAAGCUCGUAGGAAUCUAUAUUACCUAUUUAUUCGGCCUGGUGCUGGUGUUUGUGUUUGGCAUCUGGGUGUAUGUGGCCAAGCACAUGGGAGCUGACAGCAUUUAUGGAGCCGCCGUGCUGCUGGGCGCCGGCACAGCUACAAUCCUGGUUAUGUCUCUUUCAAUGACCGCCACGCUCAUUGGGGACCAGACGCAAAGUGGAGCCUUUGUUUACGGGUCAAUGAGCUUCACAGACAAGGUGGCUAAUGGUCUUGGGGUCAUCCUCAUCCAGAGCCUCCGACCAUGCAACACAGAAGCCUGCUGUCCGGACUGCGUUUGGUUCUAUCGUGACGUCAUGGCCGUUGUAACCGGGGGUGUGGCCAUUGCUGCAGCAAUUUGCCUGUUCACAAUUAUGACCUGGCCAAUCAGGAUACGGAGAAAUUAGGGUUCAAAGUCUGUGCUCCAAUAAUUGAUACUGUUUGCUUCUGUGAGAACAAACGGACAGCCCCUUGUCAUAGAUAUAAUAACUUACAGCACAGUUUUGUCAAUGUUUCAUUUUUAUAAAUGUUGUUGUUGGACAAGGGAAACCUUGCAAAAAAAUGUAAGCCAUGCUGCCACCUAGUGUAUGAAAUAGUAUCUACACUGCCUCCCAGACUUCAAAAUAAGAAUUAUAUAGACCAAGGAUGGACAACUUUGAUCACACAAUUCUCACUGCCAGAGGGCCAAAUUGUAGGAUACUCUUAGGUGGACUUAUAAUUCAACCAAAGGAAGGAAUACAUAGCUACUGAUUCUAAAUUACGACCAGUCAAGACUACCAGCGAUGCUCCUUUCUAAAAUAACAAAUCACUUCAGUUCAUUUGUAAUUUUUAUCUCCCGGUUAUGGCCACAGCCUUCAGAUUUUGUCAUGGUUUCUUCAUGUGUUUCCAAUUAAUUGAUAUGUAAAAACUGACCUGAGGGCCACUUUGAGUGUUGAGCGCCACCAGUUGCCCAACCCUGAUACAGACGAUACAGGUAAAAAUGCGUCAUUAAACAGUCUUUAGAUGGAUUCAGAGGUGUGAAAUAAAUGUAGGAAGUGAAAUCCCGCUGAGACUCAUUGACACAAAUUGUUAUAUUUUAUAUUUUUAUCUAGAUGUUUUAUUAGAAGUUUAAAAAACUGCACAACUUAGCCGAACCUGGGGACGCACAACUUUACAGACAUUUCACAUGAGAAAAUACUUUAAGUGACACUUGCAUGUCAAACGCACUGGAACAAAACAGAAUUUUUCAGAUCAAUUCAAUUUGGUGAUUUAAUUGAUUAAAUAAAAAUGCAACACCCUUUUAAAUCAAUGAUCAUCAGAUAUGUUAAAUAAUAAACUUGUUCUUUGUUUUGUCUAUGACCAUGGUAUGUAAACAAAGUAUACAUCAACAUAUAAGAACCAAUUUCUGUCAUUAAAGGAAUAAUACCAGAAAUAUUAA
This is a messenger RNA of Labrus bergylta (ballan wrasse), 2342 nucleotides long. It is a transcript of the gene mfsd12b, whose product is annotated as major facilitator superfamily domain containing 12b. Gene Ontology annotation, molecular function: symporter activity. Gene Ontology annotation, cellular component: plasma membrane. Lineage: Eukaryota; Metazoa; Chordata; Actinopteri; Labriformes; Labridae. The record is from RefSeq and is a predicted model, not a curated record. Gene Ontology annotation, biological process: carbohydrate transport.